This is a messenger RNA of Bufo gargarizans (Asiatic toad), 4647 nucleotides long. RefSeq names its product PWWP domain containing 2A (gene PWWP2A). Bases 50 to 3760 code for a protein of 1236 amino acids. Gene Ontology annotation, cellular component: nucleus. The record is from RefSeq and is a predicted model, not a curated record. The transcript has 2 exons. Gene Ontology annotation, molecular function: chromatin binding; histone binding. Lineage: Eukaryota; Metazoa; Chordata; Amphibia; Anura; Bufonidae.
GUGGUGGUGGUGGUAAGGAGGCGGAGGGGGGUUAGACGCGAAAGAGAAAAUGGCGGCCGCUGCUGGUGCGCCUGGUUCGGGGGAGGGAGGAGAAGCCGAGCCAGACAGCGAGCCGAUUUGUGGAGCUGAUAGGCCGCGGCAGGAGCAUACGGAGGCCUCGACGCUGCACUGUAGUGUAGUACAGGAGCUCGGCCGAGAAAAUGCCCUCGAUUCGAAGGAGGCCGAAUAUGGGGAGACAGGGCUGCGGCUCCCUGAUACCGAGAAGCAGCCGGAGUGUAUAACGCCUGAGGUAACUAACUGGGAAAGUGAAGUAGAAAGGGCCCCUGUGGCCCUGGAGGCCGCACCUGAGGCCUGGCCUCAUAGACGGGAUAUUGAGGCCGAGGGUGUGGAGCCCUCAGUGGUGGACACUGGAGAUAAAGGAAUGGUGGGAGAUGUCCUCUCCUCUCAACAGGAAGAGCAACCUAUGCAACUGGGGAAAGACUUACAUUGCCCUCCUGUCCCCUGCCAUGGAGAGUCAGCCCCUGAGGCCAUGGACUUAGUACAGAUGGAAGAGGUUAAGAGUGAGGUGACCCCCACCAAGGCGGAGCACCCCCCAGAGUCAGCGCAUUUCAUUUGUGCAUCUUCUCCCCAACCUCUGCUCAUGUCUGAACAAUUGCAGUGUGCUUCUGAGCCCGUGUUACUGGAGGUCCAGGGUCCAGACCUUCCAGAAGAAGCUGAGGUCUUGCAAGAAUCCUUCCCUGAGAAGUUUGCAUUAAUAUGUGAUUCACCUAUUCUUGAACCCCCACAUGUACAGGAGGCUGCCACCCCAGAUCAGCUGCAGGUUUCUGCCCCUCUUGAGCCCAUCCUCAUCUCUAACAUGUCACCAGUACAGGAAUGUUCCACUAUGGAGGUGGCCAAUGAACAGGAUCCAAGCUCUCCGUCAAAGAUGGAGACUGAUGUGGUUGAGGUGGAUCAUGUCCAUGAUCCAGUUCCUGAAGUUUUUUUACAGGUACAAGAACCUACCGUGAUGGAAGUGCUGGAUCCAGAAGGUCUGAUCACUCUGUUAAUAGAGGACUUGCCUAAUGAGGGCCAAGACUCCAUUCCUGAAAUGGUGAUAUCUGAGCCUGAGGUGGUAUUGAACUUGCAGGAUAAAAUACCACACAAAGUAGAUGAGGAAACCGUCCCUGAGACUGAAGAAGUCCCCAGAUCUGUACAGAUUCUAGUUCAUUCUGUCCAAGAACCUUGCAGGGCGGACUUUGACCUAGUAGAUGAUAAACCUGUCCCUGAACCAUUUCAUGAAGAAGUUCAAGUACAAGCAGAAGAUAAAGUGGAGCGAGUCCAUGAUUUAGAGGUUGUAGAAAAUGACAAAGGGGCCCAUUCUGAGUCCAUGCAAUGUACGGAGGUGGAAGUCAAGCUUUUCUUACAACCGGCCCUAGUGAAGCUCGAUGAUGGGCAAGAGAGUCAGGAUAUUCAUGUUUCGCUUGAGAAAGAGUGUCAGCCAGACAUGUCCCCUGGCCAGGCAUCUGUGCAACUAAUCAUGUCUGAUUCAGUCCCUGAGGACAUCCACUCACUUAGUGAGCGGGCACUAGAGAAUGCCAUAUCUCCAGUGGACAGUGGGAUCAGCUCAGAACUAAACUCUGUGGAAAAAGAGCUGGCCUCUCAAUCCAGUCAUAUGGAAACUGAGCCGAAUGUGGAAAAUGGUUCUGAAUGCACAAAGCUUGUGUCUUAUGUUCAAGACGUUGAAUAUGAUCCUUUUUAUAGGGACCCUAAAGUGGAGGACCCUUCUAAUGCUGAGGCCAUUGUGGAAGAAGAACAUGACUCAUCAACGGCAUCUACUGAAAUUGUACAGACUAAAGACCUUGGCAUGGAGGAGCCAGUGCUCCCCACCACUAAGGCAGAUGUAGAUGCAUGUAUAGACAAUCCUAAUCCAUGUCAGGAUCCUCUGUCUGCAGCAGAGAGACUUUUUGCUGGUGGAAUUGACCAGCUCAUACCUGGUUCUGAAGUUCAGGUUACACUCGAUCACAUCAUUCAGGAUGCAUUGGUGGUUUCCUUCCGCCACGGAGACAGAAUCUUCUCAGGGGUUCUAAUGGAUCUGUCAAAAAGGUUUGGACCUCAUGGAAUCCCUGUAACAGUUCACCCAAAACGAGAGUAUAAGAAUAAGCCUGAGGAACCCAUCCAGCCUCAAAGCACAUCAUUCCAAGAAGAAGAAUCACUGAAAAAUAAGAAUGGAACUGGUCCCAUGGAUAUAACCCCCAUCCAGUCCACCGAGCCCUGUGGAGUUAAUAAAACCCUGUGGAUGUCAAAGCCACCUCCUCUCUUUCAUGAAGGAGCUCCAUACCCUCCUCCUUUGUUUAUCAGGGACACCUAUAACCAGUCAAUACCUCAACCCCCUCCACGUAAAAUUAAAAGACUGAAAAAGAAAAUAUACAGGGAAGAACCCACUUCGAUAAUGAACGCUAUCAAACUGCGGCCUAGGCAGGUAUUGUGUGAUAAGUGUAAAAAUGUUGUCGCCGAUAAGAGGGAGGUCAGGAAGACUGGGAAUGACUCUUUUAAGCUAGAAGAAGGAAAAAGGAGGAGGCAUGAAAGUGUAACUACUGUGAAUAAGAAACUCAAAACUGAUCAUAAAGUAAAUGGAAAAAGCCAGAGUGAGAGUCAGAAAAAAAAUCCAGUGUCUAAGGUUUCCAACCAUGGGCAUGGGCGAGGUAAAGUGGUAAAAGUGGCUUCUCAAACAAAUGCCUCGAAAGCUCAACUGCACCCUAAGAAGGUGCUGCAGAGUAAGAAUAUGGAUCAUGCAAAGGCACGGGAAGUAUUAAAAAUGGCCAAAGAAAAGGCACAAAAAAAACAAAAGAAUUCAUCUUCCUCGAAAAAUGCUCAUAGUAAAGUCCACUUUACGAGACGCCUUCAGAACACGACCUCAGGGACCCUUCCACCAAGAUUACGCAUUAAACCUCAAAGGUACCGCAAUGAGGAGAACAACGCUUCGCUCAAGAUUGGACUUGAGAGCUUGCGCAGCAGUAAGAUUGGUAUCAAGCCCCAGACUCGCUACACUGCCACCCGUUCAGCAGGUGAGGCACCCUCAGAAAUAAAGACCCCUUCCAAUGGCCCUGAAGAGGUCAGCACUACUGUUGAGAACGCGAGUGUCUGUGUACCACCUGGCGAGCAGGAUGAGCAGCAAGCCCUGAGCAAGCAAGGCAGCAAAAGCAAUAUCACAGUUUACAUGACCUUAAAUCAAAAGAAAGCAGACUCUUCCAGUGCAUCAGUGUGUAGUAGUGAUAGUACAGAUGAUAUCAAAUCCACCCAUUCUGAGUGUAGUUCUACUGAAAACUUUGAUUUCCCCCCAGGCACCAUGCAUGCACCUUCUUCAUCAUCUUCCUCCUCUUCAAAAGAAGAGAAAAAGUUGAGCAAUUCCUUGAAAAUAAAGAUGUUUUCCAAAAAUGUCUCUAAAUGCAUGACCCCCGAUGGCAGGACCAUAUGUGUUGGGGACAUUGUUUGGGCCAAGAUAUAUGGCUUUCCAUGGUGGCCUGCCCGUAUACUUAAUAUAACUGUCAGCAGAAAAGAUAACGGCCUACUUGUCCGACAGGAGGCCAGCAUAUCAUGGUUUGGGUCCCCAACAACUUCCUUCCUUGCUUUGUCACAGUUGUCCCCUUUUUUAGAAAACUUCCAGUCCCGAUUUAACAAGAAGAGAAAGGGUCUUUAUCGCAAAGCCAUCACAGAGGCAGCUAAGGCUGCCAAACAGCUCACCCCAGAAGUGCGAGCCCUCCUGACUCAAUUUGAAACGUGAUUCCACCCACAUGUAAGGUAGGCAAGUUUAGAGGUCAUAAGUUUUUUUUUUUUUUUUUUUUUAACACUAGCUUAGUCACAACCAUAAAGUAUUAUAGAAAGUUUUUUUGUUUGUUUCAUUUUGUUCCCCCCCCUUCCCCCAGGUUGGAAAGUGGCUCUGUCCAUUUUCUUAACUGGGCUUUCUGGGACUUUUACCUGAUGGACAUGAUGUAUGGCACUGUGGCUGGUAAAACAAUGAAGGGAAGGGUAGUCGGACCCCCACAGAUCAUACCGUGAUAGGCCAUCAAAUAUAAGUCCCAGACAACCCCUUCAAGAUGACAGAAGUACAUUUCACUUCUGAUACUUAAUGUUUAGUAAUUCUCUUAAGACAGAAACGGGCCCUGGACAUUGGCCGCCGCUUAGCCUCUGCUGUUUUACAGGCUUGCCUGAUUUCUAUACAUGUAAGAAGUGUCAAUUUUCAGCGCCCCAAUGAUGGUGGAUCAGGAUGUGAGGAGAGGAAUGUACAUAGAUUCAUUCUAAAGUGUAAAAGGUGGAUUUUUGUUUUUGUUUUGCCUUUUAUUUUUUUCCUGGACUGAAGUCUAGAUAAAAAAAAUAAAAAAAUUUGACAAGUGUGGCCAUCUUGAAAUGUUUAAAUAUUAUAAAUAUAUAUACAUACAAAUUCUUAAGAAAAUACUUAUCUCCUGGCUUUCUUUAGGACAUCUUCUGGUUACGACAUGUUGUGCUUUGUCAGUGUCACUGUUACAUUAUUUUGGAUGUACUUUAUCAAAUGAAUAUAUUUUUUUUUUUCUUCCCCCCCCCCCCAUUAAAGGCUAAGGUAUCUGUUUGCAGGUCAGAAAGUAUGAAACAAAUGUAAUUGUGUAUUGCUCUGAAAUGUACAAAAACUGUAAA